AUGACCGAAACGUCGUCACCUCCGGCUCUGAAACGCAUCCCCUCGAGCAAUAACCCCAACAACAAUCUGGAACCGGUCAAAGACCGGCGCAGAAGACGGUCGUCAAGCAUCAUAUCGCACGUAGAACCAGAAACUUUGGAAGAGGAAAACGACCAGCAAAUGCUGCCCAACAUGAACGCCUCAUGGGUCGACCAGCGGGGCGCGUGGGCCGUGCACAUCGUGAUCAUCAUGCUGCUCAAAGGGUUUUUCAAGCUGCUGCCUGGAAUCACCAACGAGUGGUCCUGGACGCUCACCAACACCACCUACGUGAUAGGCUCCUACGUGAUGUUUCAUCUGGUCAAGGGCACACCCUUCGACUUUAACGGCGGUGCCUACGACAACCUUACCAUGUGGGAACAGAUCAACGACGGCAUGCUGUACACUCCAAGCCGCAAAUUUCUCAUCCUGGUGCCCAUAGUACUGUUUCUGGUGAGCACCCACUACUCGCGCUAUGACCUGCAGCUCUUUUUGCUGAAUUUCUCCCUCACCACGUUCGUGGCUGUUGUUCCUAAACUUCCUCUCACGCACAGACUCAGAAUCACAAUUCCCUUCUUAACCGGCCCCGCUCAAAUCAAGUGA
This is a messenger RNA of Lachancea meyersii CBS 8951, 618 nucleotides long. Lineage: Eukaryota; Fungi; Ascomycota; Saccharomycetes; Saccharomycetales; Saccharomycetaceae. The record is from the annotation of a GenBank genome assembly.